Racocetra persica is the source of this 495-nucleotide messenger RNA. Lineage: Eukaryota; Fungi; Glomeromycota; Glomeromycetes; Diversisporales; Gigasporaceae. The record is from the annotation of a GenBank genome assembly.
ACAUGACCUGAUUUCACAAAUUCACCAACCAAAUAAUGUAGACACUCUUCCACCAGGCAACUGUAUAUAUGAAAUGCUAGAUAAAACAAUGCUAUGGAUUCAAAAGCUUCAGCAUUGUCUAGAAAAUAUUCAUGAAUUAUUUGGUAAUAAAUUAGCUAAUGUUGAAUAUGAAUUAAAUGUAACAGAUUUUGAAAAUUUUCGUAUAUCAUUAUGUACUGAAAUAGAAGAUAGAGACUUGAAUUCAUUUACCUCUAUACAUUUGCCAUUUAGUGGUGUAAAUGGUCUUGCAUUUGCUCGCACUUUUUUGACCAUAUUUUUUAAUAAAAGUUUUUUAAAAAUUCCUACUUGUGAAAAAAUCUCUUAUGUCAAGCUUUUGGAAGAAAACCUGUCUAAUAGAUGUUCAGCUACAUUAGAACUAUUAAAAACACUUGCACAGUGUAAUUUUUUUGAAGAAUUUGAAGUAUUUGCUAAUGCUGAUAUAGCAGAACCAGCAAA